Glycine soja is the source of this 2111-nucleotide messenger RNA. RefSeq names its product rust resistance kinase Lr10-like. Gene Ontology annotation, biological process: protein phosphorylation. Lineage: Eukaryota; Viridiplantae; Streptophyta; Magnoliopsida; Fabales; Fabaceae. The record is from RefSeq and is a predicted model, not a curated record. Gene Ontology annotation, molecular function: polysaccharide binding; protein kinase activity; ATP binding. Bases 150 to 1961 code for a protein of 603 amino acids. The transcript is spliced from 2 exons.
AAACAAUUUAGUAUCAAUACUACAAGAAAGAAAAAAACAAAAAUACAUUCUAAAUAUCUUGUUAACCACGGAAAAAAGAAAGAAGACCAAGUAAGCAAAAAACAUUUUCUGGCCUGCUUGCAAGAUAUACCAUCACCACCACCACCACCAUGCUCAAUUUUCAGAACUUGUCUCUCCUAUUACUGGCGUUGGUGUUUCUGCCACUGAAGCUUGUGAUCAGCGGGAACCAAUGCACGGAUAAAUGUGGAGGGGUUAGUAUUCAAUUUCCAUUUUAUCUCAGAAACAGCAAGCUAAAUCACACCGCCGAAUAUCCCCCUGGGUUCGAUCUGCUAUGUACGGAAAACAAGAAGACGUUGAUACUUGAGCUGCCUAAUGUUCCAACAAAAUUGGCAGUCAGAAAAAUUGAUUACAAAUCUCAGCAGAUUCAAAUCUACGACCCUGCAAAUUGCCUUCCCUCUCAGCUAUUGCAACUCAGCAACGCAUCAAUUUCUCCAUUCCAAUUCCCCUCAUAUGAUUAUGCUUUCAAGACUAGGCGUAACUUUUCCUUCUUCCGUUGCGAUUCAAUGUCGUCGUCGUGUCCUAUUUUGUUACUUUCUUCUUACCUGGACGUUAUUAGAUUCCCUGAAAUACUAUCCUGCACCAAGGUGAAAGAUGUUUUGUCUGCCAACUGGAUGGAUCAAUAUUCGCUUUAUGACCCGACCGUGACUAUAGAAUGGUCGAAACCUGACUGCAAACACUGUGAAACACAAAACCAGAAAUGUAAAUGGAAGAAUAGUACCAAAGGUGAAACUGAAUGUUUCGUUUGCUCAACAAACACGACUCCCACAUCAACUAUUGUACUCAUUGCUGCAGGAGGAAUAGUUGGUUUGAUGCUUUUGGUACUUACGGUCACUUGCAUUGUUUGUGUGUAUCACUAUUAUGAGAAGAAAGGAGAAGAUCAAGCUAGAAUAGAGAAAUUCUUGGAGGAUUAUAGGGCAAUGAAGCCCACGAGAUUCACUUAUGCUGACAUUAAGAGAAUCACAAAUGGGUUUAGUGAAAGCUUAGGGGAAGGAGCUCACGGAGUAGUGUUCAAAGGAAUGCUCUCUCGAGAAAUUCUGGUUGCUGUGAAGAUACUCAACGACACAGUGGGAGAUGGGAAGGAUUUCAUAAAUGAAGUGGGAACCAUAGGGAAAAUUCAUCACGUUAACGUUGUUCGCUUGCUUGGAUUUUGUGCGGAUGGGUUCCAUCGCGCACUCGUUUAUGAUUUCUUCCCAAACGGGUCACUGCAGAGAUUCUUGGCUCCACCAGACAAGAAGGGUGUUUUUCUUGGCUGGGAGAAGUUGCAACAAAUUGCUCUUGGUGUUGCCAGAGGAAUUGAGUAUCUCCAUCUUGGUUGUGAUCAUAGAAUACUUCACUUUGACAUCAAUCCUCACAAUGUUUUGUUGGAUGACAACUUGGUCCCAAAAAUCACUGACUUUGGACUUUCCAAAUUGUGUCCCAAAAAUCAAAGCACAGUGUCAAUGACUGCAGCCAGGGGAACUUUGGGCUACAUUGCCCCUGAAGUUUUCUCAAGGAACUUUGGUAACGUGUCUUACAAGUCUGACAUCUACAGUUAUGGAAUGUUACUGCUAGAAAUGGUUGGAGGAAGAAAGAAUAUAGAUGCUGAGGAAAGUUUUCAAGUUUUGUACCCUGAAUGGAUCCAUAAUUUGCUUGAAGGUAGAGACGUGCAAAUUAGUGUUGAGGAUGAGGGAGAUGUUGAAAUUGCAAAGAAACUCGCCAUUGUAGGACUUUGGUGCAUUCAGUGGAAUCCAGUGAACCGUCCAUCCAUGAAAACGGUGGUACAAAUGCUUGAAGGGGUUGGAGAUGAAUUAAUUGCACCCCCUACUCCUUUUGACAUCUCUGGAUCUUCUAGAACAAAUGAUGAUGUUCCAACAAGUCGUCAGAAUUUCAAGUUGGAAGUUAUUGAUGAAAUACAAGAGUAAAUAAUAUGAGCCACUUUUAGGUUUCCUUCAAAUGUAAUCUGUACUUUAAUUUAUAGAAAUUAUGAGAUUUAUCAGCAUUGUUAAUAGUCUAUUAAUCAUGUAAACUUAUUAAUCUACUACUUGUUUAUUGUUUCUUAUGUUAUGCUUCUA